UCAGAGGUUUGAGGAGAGAUCUGUCAACUCAGCAGCUUUCCACUGUAACAACAUGCACGUCUGGGAUCAUCCAAGGAUUCAGUAUGAAUACUUUAAUGCAGUGCUGAUCAAUGAGGUGGAUGAGGAGGGGAACAGUGUAGAGCUGGGAGGGGAAUUUAUCCUGCAACCCAAUGACCAUUUUAACAACUUGUCAGUCAACCUCAACCUCAGCGUGGUGCAAGUGCCCACCAACAUGUACAACAAAGACUCUGCCAUUGUCAAUGGAGUGUUCUGGUCUGAGGCCUUGAACAAAGUGUUUGUGGAUAACUUUGAGAGAGACCCAUCGCUCAUAUGGCAGUACUUUGGCAGUGCCAAAGGCUUUUUCAGGCAGUACCCAGGAAUCAAAUGGAAGCCAGAUGAGCAUGGAGUUAUUGCUUUUGACUGUCGAAACCGGAAAUGGUACAUCCAGGCUGCCACCUCCCCAAAGGACGUGGUGAUCCUGGUGGAUGUAAGUGGCAGCAUGAAAGGCCUGAGACUGACUAUCGCCAGGCAGACGGUUUCCUCCAUACUGGACACUCUUGGAGAUGACGAUUUCUUUAACAUCAUCGCUUACAAUGAGGAACUGCACUACGUGGAGCCAUGCCUGAAUGGGACUCUGGUCCAAGCAGACGUCACCAAUAAAGAUCAUUUCCGGGAACACCUCGACAAGCUGUUUGCUCAAGGCAUCGGGAUGUUGGAUAUAGCUCUGACUGAGGCGUUCAAUCUUCUCAGUGACUUCAACGAGACUGGGAGGGGCAGCGAGUGUAGCCAGGCUAUUAUGUUGGUGACAGAUGGGGCGGUGGAUACAUACGAUGCCAUCUUUGCCAAGUAUAACUGGCCAGAGAGGAAGGUCCGUAUAUUUCCUUACCUGAUUGGUCGAGAAUCAGCCUUCGCAGAAAAUCUCAAAUGGAUGGCGUGUGCUAACAAAGGGUAUUUCACUCAAAUUUCCACACUGGCAGAUGUGCAAGAGAACGUGAUGGAGUAUCUCCAUGUUCUCAGUCGCCCCAAGGUGAUUGACCGGGAGCACGACACAGUUUGGACUGAGGCCUACAUCGAUAGCACUCUCCCCCAAGCACAAAAGUUGGAGGACGGUCAAGGUCCAGUUCUGAUGACGACGGUGGCAAUGCCAGUGUUCAGCACCAAGAACGAGACUAGAAACCGGGGAAUCCUUCUGGGGGUGGUUGGGACAGAUGUGCCAGUCUCUGAGCUGCUCAAGACUAUCCCCAAAUAUAAGCUGGGCAUUCAUGGCUACGCCUUUGCAAUCACCAACAACGGUUACAUCCUCACCCACCCGGAUUUACGGCCACUCGUGAGUAUUACCUGCAGGUUUCCUGAGUCUGGACGGAGCGAGUGUAGAAAGAGAGGGAGGCUGCGGGAAGCAAGGGACCUGCUGAGUAAACGUGUGCUGAUUUUGCACAAUGAUUACUACUACACCGACAUCACAGGGACUCCUUUCAGUCUAGGGGUUGCUCUUUCCAGAGGCCAUGGGAAGUUUUUCUUCAGGGGGAACGUGACAGUAGAGGAAGGACUUCAUGACUUGGAGCAUCCUGAUGUAGCCCUGGCAGACGAAUGGACAUACUGCAACACAGACGAGCACCCGGAGCACCGCUACCUGAGCCAGAUAGAGGCAAUUAAACUGUACCUCAGUGGGCACGAACCCCACUUAUACUGUGACAAGGAGCUGAUUCAGGAAGUUCUCUUUGAUGCAGUGGUGACGGCUCCACUCGAAGCCUACUGGACCAGCCUCGUGCUUAAUAAGUCAGAGAAUUCUGAUAAAGGAGUGGAGAUCGCUUACCUGGGCACGAGAACAGGCCUGUCCAGGAUCAACCUGUUUGUGGUGCCAGAUGAACUUACAAGCAAAGACUUUCUGACAGCUGAAGACCGAGAGGGGGUGUUCAACGCCGACCACUUCCCCCUGUGGUACAAGCGAGCGGCAGAACAAGUUCCUGGUACCUUUGUUUACUCUCUGCCUUUUAACACAGCUGUGGGCAUCCAGAUGAAACUGGAGUUUUUUCAGAAGAAAUUCUGGACGGCAAGCAGACAGAAUAUUAACUGCUACUUAAUCGACAACAAUGGCUUCAUUCUGGUAGCAGAGGACUAUACUUUGAAGCUUAUGGCCACGUUUACGUCUCCACCACAACACCGCAGCCGGGCCGUUCUUCAGGACGUGGGCGAAGAGAUUUGUGCUGAGCUGUCUCAGGUGACUCUAUAUGACUACCAGGCUCUAUGCUGGGUCUAUUCAGAGAGUAGCGACAGUGGACGCACGCUGUUGGACCCCUACUUCGCUUUCUUCUCAGCUGUGAAGUGGAUUCUCACUGAGCUUGUCAUAUUCCUGGUUGAGUUCAACUUGUACAGCUGGUGGUACUCUGACCUCACCGCUAAAGCUCAGAGGACGGGUCGGACCAUGCAGGUACCGUGUGACACAGAGUACCCGGCCUUCAUCUCCGAGAGGACCAUCAAAGAGAACACCGGCAACAUCGACUGCGACGGCUGCAUCAAACACAUUUUCUCAACCAUGAGGGACGAUUCACGUCACCAGAAACAGAAAGAAAAGAAAGAAGCUUGCAGUGAGGAGCAGCUUCAGGUGUUCAGUUACAUGCCAGUAUCCUCAUCAUAUUUCACAUCAACCUACCCAGAGCCCCCCCCCGUCAGAUGCAUGCAGUGGACUCAUGUGUAAAAGGAGAAUAUUGGAAUCACGGUGCUCGUUUUCCCCCUAAAGUAACAGGAGACGUGGAAAUAAAACGACAGCAUUCCUCUUAAAACUCAUCUGUUUGUUGAGAUUUUCUUGGAGCGAUUUCGACUCGAUUAGUACGAGUUAAACUGCACACAGUAAUUACUGGUCAGAUUUUUCAACUGUGAUGACAGAUAUUUCUGAAAACCACGCUGGACGUGCAUUCAUGGUUAUGCGCUGCAGUUAUUAAAACCUUAGAAAAACAUUAACAUUCUCGGCUGGACAGAAAAACAACAUUUAUCCGAACCUGUGCAGCGAAUGAUUUUUCCAUGAAAUGUACGAGACUGCGUCCAGCUUGGAAACUAUAGUGAAGCGUUACGAAAUGUAUUGUGAACUAGCAUUAUCUGUUAAUAUAUAUAUAGCUUUUUGGCCUUUUUUCAGUGAUGCAGUGAAGACUGACAGGAAAGAGGAAGGAAAGGGCGGCAAAGGGCCACAGAUCAGCCACCUGGGCUGGCCACUCUCAGCCACGCAGCACAUGGUCGCCUGCUCAUCCAACUAAGCUUGACCCAUGAAUUAGCAUUAUGUUAUCAUAAGUAACAAGAUAUCAUUUAGCCGGGACAGUCGUUCAUCCUUUCAGCUGUAGAAAGAUGUGUUAUGUUUUGUCGAAACUAAAAAGAAGUCAGUCUUUCUCCGACUGCACAUGUCGUAAUCCUUCCCUACAGUUCUCAGCUUUAUCUAUCAAACUCUAGCGUUUUGUCUCCCACGUGAGGCUCCACAUUGUUUAAAAGGUCGUCCGUUAUUUUUCUCAGAGAAACAUGUUGGAUGUCCUUGUCUGUCUCCCCGCCAGCCAAAAAGUAGAGGCCACAGCGCUAUGAGGCAACAUUAACAACAAAUUGUCUGUUACGCUAUCUGUGUUUGUGAUACGCAUUGCUGUCUGUCACUUGUGUAUCUGCGCACAUUAUACACAUCAGUGUGUGUGUGCAGUGUGAUGCUCCCUUUCCCAGCUCUGGGUAUGUUCAAGGCCAGCAGAUGUGCUGUCAGGAUGUGUUUAAGUCUUUUCUCCAAAAACACUUGCUCUGCUUUCCAUCAGCGGGCAGCGUGGACCGGACCGGCGCUGUGCAGGGGCGAGCACAGAUUAUUAAACAUCAGCAGAUCCUAAUUCACCCUGAUUGGAACUGGUUUGGCGUGUUUGCUGAGUUGGUUUGGUUUGGUUUGGCCGGUCGUGCUGGGAUAAGUGUAUUAAGUGCAGCGAUUGGCACUCCUCAGGGACUGAAGGCUGUUUGUGGUCAGAUUAAAUUGGUCCUGGUAUUGAAUAAGUAAAGAUGGAGAUAUUCCUGCACAUAUUGGGUCUGUGUUGAUCUCUCUCCCUCUCUGUCUUUGUUCAAGCUCUCCUUCACAAUAGUGAAGUGCGUUUGUGUAUACAGUGUUUUUUACAUCUGUGUGUGUUCACUCAGUCACACGUGCGUGUUUUCAUAUGUGUCUGAUAAAUGCUUCAGAGCGAAUUCGAUAAAUCACCCAGCUGCAGCAAAGAGCACGGCAGAGAAGCAGGAGAUCAAGAAAGAAAGGGUGAUAGAAAGAAGAGAUCAUCUUUACGACCUCUCUUCUUAAUAAAGCUUAUCCACGGCCAUAAAU
Molecule: messenger RNA, 4321 nt
Organism: Neolamprologus brichardi
Lineage: Eukaryota; Metazoa; Chordata; Actinopteri; Cichliformes; Cichlidae
Source: RefSeq, a predicted model, not a curated record